Messenger RNA from Petromyzon marinus (sea lamprey), 8371 nucleotides. RefSeq names its product general transcription factor IIIC subunit 1 (gene GTF3C1). NCBI's taxonomy places the organism in Eukaryota, Metazoa, Chordata, Hyperoartia, Petromyzontiformes, Petromyzontidae. Gene Ontology annotation, cellular component: transcription factor TFIIIC complex. Gene Ontology annotation, biological process: transcription initiation at RNA polymerase III promoter; 5S class rRNA transcription by RNA polymerase III. The record is from RefSeq and is a predicted model, not a curated record. Gene Ontology annotation, molecular function: DNA binding.
AACUAGGAGAUCAAAACCGGCGGAUCGACGGCGUUGGCGGCCUCCUCGCUGAAGGCAGCUGCCGCGGUCCUCCUCGUCCAGGACCUCUUCACACCAACAACACCUCCACCACCACCUCCUCCUCCUCUUCCAUGGACUUCACCGGCUCCUCCAUGGACGCGCUGGAGGCUAUGGCCGACGAGGUCGCCCUCGAGGGCCUCGACGGGGUGACCCCGAGCGCGCUCUGGGUCCGCCUUUGCGCCCGCUCGCCUCCCUUCCCUGGGGGGGCCCCGCGCAGCGACUUCGCCCUCCGCGCCUUCCUCUGGGCCGCCCUGGCCUCGAACCCGGGCGUGGACUUCUACGAGCUGCCCGUGCCGCGGCCUCCGCUGCUGCUGCGCGAGACGGCGGCGGCGGCGGCGGCGGCCGCGGCGAGAGACGACGAUGGGUGCGGGGACGAGGUGGAGGCGGCGACGGGGCGGUGGGAGAGCGGCCCGGACAUCUACCCCGUGCACAUGCUGCUGGACGACCCCGCGGGCAUGCAGGGCUCCUGCCGCUACUACAGAGAGCGCACGUGCGUCACCGAGCUCGUGCGCAGCCGCGACCUGCAGCCGCUGUGCACGCUGGAGGAGGUGGAGAGGAGGUGGGGCGACACGCUGGUUGCCGUGGCAUCGCAGGAGCUGCGGUGGCGUGCGCUGGCCGGCUGGGAGUGCGACCCGGACCUGCGCGUGCCCGACUUCUCGUAUUGCGUGCUGGAACGGCUGGGCCGCGCGCGCUGGGAGGGUGCCCUACAGAGCGACCUCCACGCCAACGUUUUCCAUAUCGACGCGAGGAAGAUGCACUACCACCGCGGCUUCCUCGACCGCCUCGGGCUGGUGACGCUGCAGUCGCACGUGACGCGCCGGCCCAACGGGAGCCAGAUGCACUCCAUGCUGCUGCUGCUCAAACGAUUCCACAUCGACAGGGCGGGCUGCAGGCACAGCAAGUACUCGGUGCUCAUGCAGAAGCUGUCCGACAAGCUGAUGAUGCGGUCCACUCGUACGGACUCCAUCGCCAGGCUCCGCACAGAAAUGGGCAUGGACGGCCGGUCGUUCCGGAAGCUCUACCAGUUCAUGGUGACGUUGGGGCACAUCGUCAUCACGUCCGUGGUCAAGCAGACUCAACAGGGGCGGCCCUGCAAGAACACCAGAGGUAACGACGUGAUGGUGAGGAGCCUGCAGCUGGUGCGUGCGUUCGGGGAGGCGGAGGUGGAGGUGGAGAAGGAGGAGACGCCGAUCCAGAGGCCCGUCCGGCCGCAGGGCCUCGUGCUGCAGCGCGACAUGCUGACGCAGGCCCUGGACCUCGUGCGGAGGCACGGGACGGGCGGCAUCUCGCACUCGGAGCUGUGCCUCGAGCUCAACGUGGGCAAGCUGGAGGGACGCAUGCUGUGCCGCACGUUGUGCCGAAGGGGGCUUGUCAAGGACAUCAUGGAGGACGAGGGCCGCCAGCGCACCACCAAGUACAUCGCGCAGCAGUUCGUCAAGACCAGCGUCCUCAGCCAGCAGAUCGAGCGCGAGCGGGCGCGCAACCACGAGCUCACCACGCCGGGCGGCGCCGGCGACGGCCCCUCGCCGGCCGCCCCCGCUUGGGCCGUCGCCCAGCCGGGGCGCACGCACGGCAGGGUGAAGCGCUGCGGCGCCGGUGCCGCCCCCCGGCGCCCCGACACCGUGUUCCCCUGGAACUGGGGUGCGGCCGGGAGGUGGAGGCAGCCGGGGAAGAGCGCCGCCGCCGGCGCCGCCGCUGCUGGCGCCGCCGCCGCCGCUACCGGGCAGGAUCCCGCCGCCCUCGUGCCCAGGAAGAGGGGGCGGCCGAAGGGCUCCAAGAACAAGAAGGGCUGCCUGAAGAAGAACAAGAAGGCCAAGGUGAACACCAAGGCCAGCGGCAAGAAGAGAGGCCGUCCGAGAAAACACCCCCUGCCGCAGGCGGAUGAGACGACCACAGAGGACAAGCCCGGACACGCCGCCGCCGAUGAGUCGGAAGUGAAGGUCACGGCUGAGCAGCUCCAAGAGGCCGCAGCAGCGGCAGCAGCCACAGCAGCAGCAACAGCAGAAUUGGUUCUGGCACCGGCGACGGAAUCCACGGAUCCCGCCGAUGCUCCACACGCCGGGCCCGGCACUGAGGUUGAGGCCGCGUCGGCGCCGAGCGAGACGGGGACCCGCCGAGAAGGAGGAGACGAGCAGGAGCCAGCGCCGGAGGGAGGAGACGGGGCGUGCCGGGAGAGCGUGGCAUUGCUGGAUGCCGGCGAGGCCGCCGCGCGGCGAGAAGGAGAGGCGCCGUCGGGCGCGGCCGCGGGGCAGGCCGGAGCGCCGGCCGACUCGGAGGCCGUGCCCUCCGACGCGGAGGGGCCGGCGCCGGAAGGGAACGGGGUCUGCAAGGUGGAGAUAGACGAGGAGGCCGAGGUCAAGCCGGGGGGUGGUGCACUCCUGCUGGAGCCGGCGGCGCCUCACAAGCCGGGCGCAACGCGGGGCCCGACGCGUCUGACGUACCGCCUGCUCAAGCGACAGAACAUGAUCAUCGAGGCUGUGCGCAGCCACCGCCUCAUCGAGAGCCUCUUUGCGCUGCAGAAGAUGAUCGUGGACGAGGAGCGCGUGGAGGGCGUGAGCAGCCGCUGCUGCCGCAAGUCGAUCGUUCGUCUCGUGAACAAGCUGGCGGAUGACGGGCAGCUGCGCCUCUACCGCACCACCGUCGUGCAGGAUGGCAUCACCAAAAAAGUGGAGCUGGUCGUUCACCCGUCCGUGAGCCCCCACGAUCCGCUGGUGAAGAGCGCACUGGAGCAGGUGCGCUUCCGGAUCUCCGGCUCCUAUUCCUCCCAGAGAGCCAAGGCGUCGGCGCAGGCGCACAAGGCGCAGGCGGAGGGGGCGGCGGCGGCGGCGGCGGCGCCGGACGAGACGUCGCCGGGCGGCGCCAAGAAGGCCGGCGAGCGGAGGGACUCGCGUGAGGAGGCGGGCGGGCCGGGGGACUCGCGCGGCUCCGCGACGGGACAGCGGGCGACCAGGACGCUGGGGCUGCAGCGCGCCAUCGACAUCAGGAUGGGCAUCACGCCCCUGCUCGACUACUCGCCGCCCAUCGUCCCAGGGCUGGGCCGCUCGCUGGGCUUCAUGCCCAAAAUGCCGCGCCUGCGAAUCCUGCACACCUUCCUCUGGUACAUCGUGCACGGCCACAAGCUCAAGCAGGAGCCGCCCGCCGCGCUGCCACGGGGAGGGGCGGAGGCCCCCGACGGCGAGGGGUUGGCCGCGGAGAGGACAUCGCUCGCGGAGACCAGCGGGGACGGCCCACGGGCCGCCGAGAACUCCAAGGACCCCGGCACGCUCUCGGAGGUGGCCCCCCAGUGGGAAGGAGACCAAAGCGAAGGGCGGCCCUCCGUGGGCACGGGGCAGAGCAGCACCUCGCCGAGCAGCCAAGCGGAGCAGCUGUUUGCGGAGGAAACAGUGUACAUGGACGUGCAGGACUGGCGCCGGUUCACGCCGCCGGCGCCCAUCCACGGGGAGUACGGCGAGGGCUGGGCGCUCGUCAGCGACAUCCUGCUCUGCAUGCCGCUCUCCGUGUUCGUGCAGCUCAUCCGCAUCAGCUACCGGGUGGACGGGCUGCAGGAGCUGCUGGACGACCCCGUGAAGAAGCACACGCUGGUGCGCUUCCUCCCCGUCGCCAUGAGGCAGCAGCUGCUGUUCAAGCGGAGGUAUAUUUUCCUGAUCUUUGAAUGCUUCCAGCGACUCUGGUUCAUGGGCCUGCUCCAUUUCGGGCCCCUCGAGAGAUUCCAGGACAAGGAUCAGGUGUUCGUGUACCUGAAGCGGCGCGCCACCGUGGUGGACACGACGACGUGCGAGCCCCACUACAAGCUGGCGCAGAGCUCCGAGCCGUUUGCGCGCCGCACGUACUCGCUGCGCGCCAUCGAGGACGUGGAUGAGUACUGGCUGCACAUGCAGUGCGUGUGCCUCAACACGCCGCUCGGCGUGGUGCGCAACCAGCAACGGAGCAAGAGCGGCGGCGGGCCCGACGGGGAGGAGACGGAGCAGGGAUCGUACGACGACAAGCUGCUCAACAAGAAGUGCAGCAUGCUGGAGUACACCUCGGGCAGCAGGGAGGUGCGGGACGACGGCGCCAUUCCCGGGGACGGCCUGGGCGCUGGCGGCCUCGACUCGUGCUUUUUCGGGCACCUCAAGCGCAACUGGAUUUGGAUGUCGUACAUCCUGCAAAAGGACAAGCCGGACCUCGGGCGCGGUAGUGGCACCUCCACGGUUCGCCUGCAGACGCUGCUACAGAAACCGCUGCAUGCCUCGCACCCCAUGGGCCGCUUUGGCGAUGGCGCGAGCGCGGGCGCCGCUGCAGCAGCGACGACGACGAUGCGCGGCGCGGACGACGGGGAGUGGCCGGUGGCGCGCACAGACGACGUGCUCCUGCGGAAGGUGGAGGCCGCGAACCGGAACAAAGCGGUGGCGGGCGGCAAGGGGCAGAAGCGCAGGCGGGACAAGCGCGACGCCGAGCCGCGCAAAGCCAGCCCCAAGCGGAAGAAACCGAAGAAACCCAACGAAUCGCCACGGAAACGCAGGGAGGAGGGGAGCCCCAAGUUGUACUACGACGAGACGGACCGCAGCGCGCUCAGCCGCAUGACCAAGCAGCGCGUGGCGUGGACCGAGCAGGAGGACGGCCUCCUGCUGCUGUGUCGCGUCGCCUGCACCAUCCUCAACGCCAAGGUGCGCCGCCCGUUUGUGCCGUGGCAGGUGAUCCGUGACGUGCUGCACGCCGAGUGCGUCAGCUCGCUGGACAAGACGUCGCACGCGGUGGCGCGGCGCUCGCGCUACAUCCUCAAGAACUCGUGCACCGACCUCAACUACAGGAUCUGCUUGGCGGAGGCGACGCAGGACAGCAAGCUGGUGGAGGAGAUCAUGAACCGGACUGGCGACUACGGGAACCCUCAGGUCUGUGCGCUGGAGUUCACGGAGUUUGUGCAGCGGCUGAGGGCGAAGUUCCGUCCCAACCCAGAGACACUUCAGAUGGACAUCCCCGACUCCCUCGAGGAGCUCUUCCGCAAGUACCGCGUGAUGACCGUGUGGGAGGAGAGCGGCAAGAAGGCACGUCCUGAGGCCAACAGCUUGGAUGACAUUCACGCCAUGGUUCUGGAGAACUUCAUUCAGAGCACACUCGCUCUCUCCGACCGCCAAGUCAAGAACAACCUCGCCUACCAGAUCUUCCGCAUCUACCAGCACUACUCGGAGCAGGUGCUGCUGUCCACCUUCCAGCGCUACGCCCAGCGCGGCCUCGUCAACCGCCGCCGGAUCAGCAAGCAGAUCGGCCCCAAGAAGAGCCGCGCGCUGCCCUUUGCGCCCAUGUCCUACCAGCUCUCGCAGGGAUACUACCGGUUCUUCACCUGGCGGUACCUGAGCUCCCUGCUCACAGAGGCGCACCGCUUCAUGCGCGGUCUGCGCGACGCCGGCGCCGAGGACAAGCCCAACCUCGUGGUGUUCCACGGCCGGGAGCCCGCGGUGACGGCCGCACCGGCGGGGUCAACGGCGGAGUCAACGGCGGGGUCAACGGCGGGGUCACCGGCGGGGUCAACGGCGGGGGCGAUGUUGGAGCCACCUGCGGGGGUACCGGCGGAGGCACAGGCACCAGUGGGGGUGACCUGUGGCUCAGCGGCCUCAAUGACGACGGGAGCUGGUGGCGUGGGUGGCGGUGGCGGCACCGGCACCGCGGUGACCUACACGAUGGAUGCGCCGGGCGGGGCCUGCGCGUGCGUGCUGGCGCUCAUGGCGAUGGGCCGGCUGGCGUGCGAGCUGGAGAUCCCCGAGCAGAUCGUGGUGGUGGACAGUACCAUGGUGGACAGCGCCGUGCUGAAGGCGCUGGUCCACGAGAACUCGGACGACGAUGACGACGAUGAGGAAGACAACGAGGAGGACGAUGACGAGAGCGGGCAGCAGGGGGCCGGUGGUGUCGGGGGUCGCCAGCGGGUCGACGUGAACCCGCGGCAGUCAUCGCGCGUCAGCUACCUCCUCAUGAAGGGCUAUUACGUGCCAGGGAUCGUGGGCAUGCGCAACCUCAACCCCAACGACAAUAUCGUUGUCAACUCUUGCACCGUCCGCUUCCGGCUGCUGCCAUCGCCCCGCCCCUAUGGGCUGCCCUCACGCUACGACGCGAUGGACAUGAGGGAGGGCGUGGAGCUGCUACCGCCUUGGUUCUCGGCGGUGAUGGACGGGGAGGAGCCAAGUCGGUCCGAGCCGGCGCAUUACGAUGACGACGAGGUGGAUGUCCCAGCGGUGCUGGGCGUAAUCCGCACGGCGGGGGUGGCGGGGGUGGACAUGGCUCGGCUGACCGCCGCCUUCCCUCACAUGGCACAGAAGUCGGAGGUCGGCGGGCCCACCCGCUGGCACGGGCUGCUGCAGACCCUGGAGAAGCAGGGCGCCGUGCUGCAGGUCGGCUACACAUCACGGAGGGUUGUGACCCCGGAACAUGCCCACGCGUGGCUCGUGCGUUGCUCCCGCACCGAUGACAUGGAGAGCGGCGGCUGUGCCGGCGCCAGCCAGAACGCCGAGGACGCGGGUGCCGGAGCGGAACUCUCCACGAUCGAGAAGGCAGCCGACACCGGCACCAAAGCCGGCGCAGGCCCGGGCAGCCGCUCGCCCGACCGCUCGCCCAACCGCCCAGAAUGCAAAGAGGUCAUUGUCACGAACGGGAAUAUGAAUGGAGGCGCGGCCACAGAAUUGGAAACUCAAAAAGCCGUCGCGAUAGAUGCAUCGGCUGACGACGGCGACGACGACGACGGCGAGAAGGAGUGGAGGGUGAAGGAAUGUGCGGUGGAGGUGGUCACCUCUACUGCUGACAUGGCCAAAGGGUGUCAGAAGAGAGCUCUGACCACAGUGCACGACGACGAUGAUAACGACGGUAACAAUGCCGUGGGUGGUGACGCGGACGAGAGUGUGCGCUCUGCGGGCACGAAGAGGGCGAGAGUGGACAUCGCGGAUGUGUGCAACGGGGGCGGCGCGAGAGAUUUGGAAAUCACAGCGCAGCAAGACACCUGUGCUGGGCCCAAGGAGACCUGUACCGUGGGAGAUGAGACCGUUAAUGGAUCCAGGGACACCGGUACUGUGCGAAGAGAGUCAUACACUGGUUCAAGGGAGACCUGUGAUGGGUCCAAGGAGAUCAGUACUGUGGGACCGGAGACCUGUGAUGGGUCCAAGGAGAUUAGUACUGGACCCACGCCGACCUGUACUGUUGGAACGGAGACCUGUGAUGGGUCCAAGGAGAUUGGUACUGGACCCACGCCGACCUGUACUGUGGGAACGGAGACCUGUGAUGGGUCCAAGGAGAUUGGUACUGGACCCACGCCGACCUGUACUGUGGGAAUGGAGACCUGUGGUGGGUCCAUGGAGAUCUGUACUGGACCCACGCCGACCUGUACUGUGGGAACGGAGACCUGUGAUGGGUCCAAGGAGAUCUGUACUGGACCCACGCCGACCUGUACUGUGGGAACGGAGACCUGUGGUGGGUCCAUGGAGAUCUGUACUGGACCCACGCCGACCUGUACUGUGGGAACGGAGACCUGUGCACGGAACCCGUCGAGCGUGAAGCAGGAUGCACCGAGCGCCAGCAGAGCGGACGGGACGGGGUCCAGCGUCCGCGGUGGCACGUGGGACACGCAGGGGCUCCCCGCUCACCGCACAACGGGCGAGCGCAGCGCGGUGCGCUUUGCGGCGAGGCCGUGGCGCGGCGUGCAGGGCGAGCUCAACACCCCCGUGUGCAAGGGCAUGCUUGAGGCUCUGUUGCUGCACGUCAUGAGCCAGCCCGGCCUCCCCGAGCACCGCCUGCUGCACCACUACGCCGGGGUGCUGCAGCCCCAGGUGCUCCGGGAGCUGCUCAUGGUUCUGGAGGAGCUCGGCUGUGUGCGGAGGCUGCGGUUAUCACGGCGAUCCAAGGUGACCGCGUUCUCGUCGCCCUGGCGGAGGGACGAGGUCCCGUCCCCGCAGGGGGAGCCGCUGAACGGCGGCGAUGACGACGAUGACGGCUGCUCCCUCUUCCUGGAGCCCACCGUGGACGGGAUCCUGCGUCUCGGCCGCCUGCUGCCCGACGAGGUCAACUGGAACCACUGUGCGGCGAUGACACAGAGCUAGCCCCACGCGGCGGAGGUCGCCAUUCGCGCAACACUCGCCUCCCACACAAAACGGACAACGGCAAACCGUUUCGGCAAAAAUACGCAACCGACCGGGGUGCCAUGGGCAACCAGCGGAGCCGUCCCUUGGGUAUGGUGAAUCUGGGCGACCGCCCCGUGCUUUGGGGGGGUGGGGGCCGCGCAUUUCCAUUACAGUGUCGGAUGAAACACUUUGGGUUUAGUUUGAAGGCGUCGGGGGGGGGGGGGGGGGGGGGG